Messenger RNA from Hypomesus transpacificus, 2240 nucleotides. It is a transcript of the gene nadka, whose product is annotated as NAD kinase a. The record is from RefSeq and is a predicted model, not a curated record. Lineage: Eukaryota; Metazoa; Chordata; Actinopteri; Osmeriformes; Osmeridae. The transcript has 12 exons. Gene Ontology annotation, molecular function: NAD+ kinase activity. Gene Ontology annotation, biological process: NAD+ metabolic process; NADP+ biosynthetic process. The coding region runs from base 283 to 1596 and encodes 437 amino acids.
UUCCCUAGCGGAUAUCAUUUUACAUUGGAGACUUUCAACAACAUCGCCUAUUUGAUUGGUGGAGGGCCAAGUGAACCAUUUUAUUUUCUUGGUAAACUUCUGUAAUCGUUGUUAGCCUGCUAACCAAGCUAGGUACAGUUCACUGACAGCUCGAGAGGGGCACACUGUUACUGACAAACACGACUGAUACAGUAGGGAGUAUACAGUACUCCAGCAAUUCAGAUGGAUAUGCUCUGAUCAAGUUUUUACCUCCCAGUUCUUCGUGGUGCUUUGUGAAGUCUUAUGUAUAAGCCAAUUGGGGAGAUGGAAACUAGAGAGGACGUUGGAGUGGAGGCUGUCCCCUACUGCUGUUCUACCUGCGACGGUGGGGGUCCCAGCCACAAUCUUGCCAUCCGUACCAGGAAGACCCGCAGUCUGAGCACCUCCGCAGCCACCAGCGCCUCAGAAUACAGACGAAAUCAGUCUCUCCAUGGACCAAGCCCGGUGACUACAUUUGGACCGAAAGCAUGUAUGUUACAGAAUCCACACGCAGUAAUGCACAUACAAGACCCAGCCAGUCAAAAACUGACGUGGAACAAGCCUCCCAAAAGUGUCCUUGUCAUCAAGAAGAUCCGUGAUGCCAGUCUGUUGCAGCCUUUCAAAGAGCUCUGUGUGUUUCUCACUGAGCUAAAAAGCAUGAUUGUUUACGUGGAGAGCAAAGUUCUGGAGGACCCCGCCAUCGCGGCGGAUGAGAGCUUUGGGGCCAUCAUCAAGAAGUUCUGCACUUUUAGAGAAGAUCUAGAUGACAUCUCCAAUCUAGUGGACUUCAUCAUUUGUCUCGGUGGAGAUGGAACCUUACUUUAUGCAUCUUCUCUUUUUCAGGAGAGUGUUCCACCAGUUAUGGCCUUUCACCUGGGUUCUCUGGGCUUCCUCACGCCUUUCAAUUUCGACACAUACCAGUCUCAGGUCACCCAAAUCAUCGAGGGUAACGCCGCCAUCAUCCUGCGCAGUCGUCUGAGAGUGAGGGUGACGAAGGAGAGCAGAGAGAAGAAGGCCAGGGAGGAGGAGAAGGGCCUCAUCAUGACCAACGGAGACAACGAAAGCAGCUGCAAAGCCAUGCAGUAUCAGGUGCUAAAUGAAGUGGUGGUGGACAGGGGACCAUCCUCCUACCUCUCCAACGUUGACCUUUUCCUGGACGGACACCUCAUCACCACAGUACAAGGAGAUGGUGUGAUAGUGUCCACUCCCACAGGUAGCACGGCGUAUGCUGUGGCGGCUGGAGCCUCCAUGAUCCAUCCAAACGUUCCUGCCAUCAUGAUCACGCCUAUCUGCCCUCACUCUCUCUCCUUCAGACCUAUAGUGGUACCAGCUGGAGUGGAGCUCAAGAUCAUGCUGUCCAGAGAUGCUAGAAACACAGCCUGGGUGUCCUUUGAUGGACGAAAAAGACAAGAGAUCUGCCAUGGAGACAGCAUUACCAUCACUACAUCCUGCUUCCCUGUUCCUUCCAUCUGUUUUCGGGACCCAGUAAAUGACUGGUUUGAGAGCCUGGCCCAAUGUUUACACUGGAACGUGAGGAAGAAGCAGAAUUACCUCAGCUCAGAAGAGGAUGAGUUCUGAGGCUGACUCGACUCAAUGCAAUUUACAAACUAUAUUGCUAUAUUGACUUUACCAGACCAACAUCGUCACUGGAUCACUCUUAUUGAUCCACGAUCAGCUCAAACUGUUAAGCAUUUUUUUGUUUCUAAUUAAUCAGGUCAUGCUGUUUGAACAUUAACAUUCUGCCUUGCCUUGAGAAAAAUAUCUGAGAUUCCCUCACAAAGUAACUCCUAAACUCAAACUGCUUCUCAUAUGAGUCAAGGCACAAUAUUUGAUAAUACCCCAAAUAAUGAUAAAAAUAAGUAGUAUAUUAAUAGUUGGUGAUGAUCUAAGGUGAAGACCAUGAUAUGAACUCUUGACAGAAAUUAUUACUGUUGAUGGCGGUCUAUAAAAACUUUGCAUCUAGUAUUUGGACCUCAAUAGUUAGUAGAUAAAAACCUAUGUUCCCCUUGAGCUGUGGGGGUUCCAAAACUUUGCUUAACAUGUUAUAUAUUUACAGCCGUGGCUUACCAUUGCUAUAAUCAUCGCCACGUUCAUGAAAACAAACAUUCUUAAAGGAGAUCAAUUCAUGUGUUGUUUGUUUUUGAAAUGUAUAUGUUUGUCCAUAAACUCAUAACAAUGAGGCAUGAGUACUUCAGGGAUAAUGGCAACAACUCAGCAAUAAG